CUCCCCUCUGCAGGUGUUCUGGGGCGCGCAGGUCCUCAUCAGGGGUGCCGCGCGUUGCAUGGUGCGGGGAUGAGAUGGCCCCGGCGCCGUGAGCAGGGCGUGAGAGCGAGCAGUGCGGGAGCGCGGAGGCCGGGGAGAGGGCGGGGAGACCGAGCUCCGAGCGCGCCAGGCAGCGCACACCCACUCGCAGCCGGAGGCGCUCGGAGGCAGCAGCUCGGCCUCGCCCUUGGCCAAACCCAAGGGUCCGCCCAGCCCAGCCCGGCUCCCGGCCGGCCCCGGACCAUGGAGGAUUCCCGGGAGACAUCUCCGUCCUCCAACAACUCUGAGGAGCUGAGCUCUGCCCUGCGGCUGUCCAAGGGCAUGUCCAUCUUCCUCGACAUACUGAGGAGAGCAGAUAAAAAUGAUGAUGGAAAGUUGUCCUUUGAAGAAUUCAAAGCCUACUUUGCAGAUGGUGUUCUCAGUGGAGAAGAAUUACAUGAGCUCUUCCACACCAUCGACACCCAUAACACAAACAAUCUUGACACAGAAGAACUAUGUGAGUAUUUUUCUCAGCAUUUGGGCGAGUAUGAGAAUGUACUAGCAGCACUUGAAGAUCUCAAUCUUUCCAUCCUGAAGGCAAUGGGGAAAACAAAGAAAGACUACCAAGAGGCCUCCAAUUUGGAACAAUUUGUAACUCGGUUUUUACUGAAGGAGACCAUGAAUCAGUUGCAAUCUCUCCAGAAUUCUUUGGAAUGUGCUAUGGAAACUACGGAAGAGCAAACUCGCCAAGAAAGGCAAGGGCCAACCAAGCCUGAAGUGCUAUCCAUUCAGUGGCCUGGAAAACGAUCAAACCGCCGGGUCCAGAGGCACAACAGCUUUUCCCCGAACAGCCCUCAGUUCAAUGUCACUGGUCCAGGCUUAUCAGAAGAAGACAAUCAGUGGAUGACCCAGAUAAACAGACUCCAGAAAUUAAUUGAUCGACUGGAAAAGAAGGACCUCAAACUUGAACCACUGGAUGAAGAAGUCAUCGAAGGGAACACUAAAUCUCACGUCAUGCUGGUGCAGCGCCAGAUGUCGGUGAUAGAAGAGGAGCUGGAAGAAUUCCAACUUGCCCUGAAGCACUACGUGGAGAGUGCCUCCUCCCAGAGUGGAUGCCUGCGCAUUUCUAUACAGAAGCAUUCGAAUGAAUCUCGCUACAUGAUUUAUGAGUUCUGGGAGAACAGUAGCGUAUGGAACAGCCACCUCCAGACGAAUUAUAGCAAGACAUUCCAAAGAAGUAACGUGGAUUUCUUGGAAACUCCAGAGCUCACCUCUACUAUGCUUGUUCCUGCGUCAUGGUGGAUCCUGAACAACAACUAGAUUUCCCUAGACAAUUUUUCCCAAGUACAAAACAAGUGUUCUUAUCUAAAAUGUCAAACAGAAAUUUUUGCUGUGGUUGUUUAUCAACUGUGGAUUAUCGUUUCAUGCAUUUACUCUAUGUGCACUGCUCUAAACUGCAGCCUGUAUCUUUACCAGUUACGUGAAUUGAUCUGUUAUCCUCAGUAUUUGAAGCUCAUGGUGUUGCUACAUUGUAACCAAUCUAAAACCAUCAGGUAACAAAUUCCUAGUAUGUGAUAAAAGCACACGCAUAAAGUAAUAACAUUGUGCAAAAGAACUGUUAUGAUAAAAAUAUUUAAACUGGGAACUUUUAGAAUAGGACUUUUGUCCUAUUAUGUAGGACAGGUUUUGUAGACCGCCACAUACAAAGGGUAAAUCGGUGUAUUGUGAUUUUAAGUAAUUUUUGGUGUGUGAUCCUAUCGCUAUUCUCUACUGAGUACUGAGGCAUAAAACAGUCUUGCCUGUAACCUAUCUCUACCCAUCUCGAGGGUUUUAACCUGAGUUUUCAAAAGUGAGAAGUCUGUGGCAAGUUGGUGCGCCAGUUAGUCAUGUAUACCAUUGUAUGAUCUGUUAGCGCCUAAUUCCCCUGUGUGUGUUAAACAUCUGGAGAAGAGCGUUUCACUUCAGGAAAAUCUGGCUCAAAUUCUAUAGCAUGGAUUCCGUAUGUGUUGAAUAUUAU
Molecule: messenger RNA, 2035 nt
Organism: Ochotona curzoniae (black-lipped pika)
Lineage: Eukaryota; Metazoa; Chordata; Mammalia; Lagomorpha; Ochotonidae
Gene: NECAB1
Product: N-terminal EF-hand calcium binding protein 1
Exons: 13
Coding region: 70-1338 (422 amino acids)
Biological process (GO): regulation of amyloid precursor protein biosynthetic process
Cellular component (GO): cytoplasm
Molecular function (GO): calcium ion binding
Source: RefSeq, a predicted model, not a curated record